This is a messenger RNA of Myotis daubentonii (Daubenton's bat), 1340 nucleotides long. Its product is annotated as suppressor of cytokine signaling 2-like. The transcript has a single exon. The record is from RefSeq and is a predicted model, not a curated record. Lineage: Eukaryota; Metazoa; Chordata; Mammalia; Chiroptera; Vespertilionidae. The coding region runs from base 464 to 1060 and encodes 198 amino acids.
CGCGCACACGCCGCUCCGGGGACAGACGUUUAACUCUUGCCAAGUCUCGCCGCCGCCGCCGCCGCCGCCGCCGCGGCUCGCGGGCCUUGGGCUUCCCCUGAAGCAUGAGCCUCCUCGCCCGCCGCCACUGGCGCAGCGCGGGCCGCGGACAGUGCGCACCCGGGCUCCCGGCGCCGCGUCUCAGGAUCCUCUGUGCCCGCAGUCAAGACAACGGAGGAGCUCGGGCGGGGGCUGGCGGCAGGCAAACUGUGGGUGACCGCGCCUGCGGGGGACUUUGCCAUCUGUCCACCAGGACCUGGGGAGGAAGAACCAGCAGCUCCCCACCCCCUCCCCCUCCACCACCAUUUUGGAUACUCCGCAGGGACGUGUUUUGGGGUUCCCACUGACUUCCAGGAAGGACGCGUGCCCUUCUCUGACCCCUGCGCGGGCGGCCACCAGUGUUUGCCGUGGUGACCCUUUGCCCAUGACCCUGCGGUGCCCCGAGCCCUCCGGGAAUGGCGCGGAAGGGACGCGGAGCCAGUGGGGGACCGCGGGGUCCGCGGAGGAGCCGUCCCCGGAGGCGGCGCGUCUGGCGAAGGCCUUGCGGGAGCUCAGUCAAACAGGUUGGUACUGGGGAAGUAUGACUGUUAAUGAAGCCAAAGAGAAAUUAAAAGAGGCACCAGAAGGAACUUUCUUGAUUAGAGAUAGUUCGCAUUCAGACUACCUACUAACAAUAUCUGUUAAAACAUCAGCUGGACCAACUAAUCUGCGAAUCGACUAUCAAGAUGGGAAAUUCAGAUUGGACUCUAUCAUAUGUGUCAAGUCCAAGCUUAAACAAUUUGACAGUGUGGUUCAUCUGAUCGACUACUACGUUCAGAUGUGCAAGGAUAAGCGGACGGGCCCAGAAGCCCCCCGGAACGGCACUGUUCACCUUUAUCUGACCAAACCGCUCUACACGUCAGCACCGCCUCUGCAGCAUCUCUGCAGACUCACCAUUAACAAAUGCACCGGUGCCAUCUGGGGACUGCCUUUGCCAACAAGACUAAAAGAUUACUUGGAAGAAUAUAAAUUCCAGGUAUAAGUGUUUCUCUUUUUCUAAACAUGCCUCAUAUAGAGUAUCUCCGAAUGCAGCUAUGUAAAAGAGAACCAAAACUUGAGUGACUGCUCUGGAUAACUACACGGAAUUCUAAGAACGGCUGAAUCAAUCUAACCUACAUGUGUGACUAGGUAGCUAGGUCAGGUUCCCUCAAAUAUGUUCACCUGAGAAAUGCUUCCCUGCCUAAGGCUAAGACCAGCUGAUCCUUUUAAGUUAAAUAUUAAAUGUCCCAAGUAAAGGCCGAAGUAAGCUUUUGUUCAGAAUG